GCGGGCGCGCUGCCCCCUAGCGCCGGGGCGCGGGAUGUCGGGCGGGGAGGAGGCCGAGGCCGAGCCGGGGGCCGGAGGGGCGAUCCCCGCCGCCCCGUCCCCGCCGGCGGAGGAAGGGGACACGCGGCAGCGCUACGAGGAACUCUGCAGCAGCCUGAACAUGGACGAGCGCGCCCGCUCCGAGGCCUGGCUCAGCUACCAGAGCAUGAAGCGCAACUACACGCUGGAGGGCAACGAGCUGCACUGGCUGGCGUGUGCCCUCUACGUGGCCUGCAGGAAAGCCAUCCCGACCGUCAGCAGGGGCACGGUUGAGGGUAAUUACGUAUCCCUGACCCGCAUUUUGCGCUGCUCCGAACAAAGCUUGAUUGAGUUUUUUAACAAGAUGAAGAAAUGGGAAGACAUGGCAAACCUACCCUCCCAGUUCCGAGAAAAGACUGAAAGACUGGAGAGAAACUUUACAGUUUCUGCAGUAAUUUUUAAGAAGUAUGAGCCCAUUUUUCAGGACAUUUUCAGAUACCCUCAGGAAGAUCAACCCCGUCAACAGAGAGGAAGAAAACAGAGGCGACAGCCAUGCACAGUGACUGAAGUUUUCCAGUUUUGCUGGGUGCUGUUUGUUCAUGCAAAAGGUAAUUUUCCCAUGAUCAGUGAUGACUUGGUCAAUUCCUAUCAUCUCUUGUUAUGUGCUUUGGAUCUAGUGUAUGGAAAUGCUCUCCAGUGCCCUAACCAUAAGGAACUUCUGAAUCCCAAUUUUAAGGGCCUGCCUGAAGACUUUCAUAGUAAGGACUAUAAAGUAUCAUCUGAUCCUCCCUGCAUCAUUGAAAAACUGUGUUCGUUACAUUACGGAUUGGUUUUAGAAGCAAAAGGCAUAAAGGAGCAUUUUUGGAAGCCAUACAUUCGGAAACUUUUUGACAAGAAGCUUUUAAAAGGAAAAGAUGAAAGUCUGACUGGAUUUCUAGAUCCUGGAAACUUUGGAGAUAGCUUCAAAGCCAUCAACAAGGCCUAUGAGGAGUAUGUUUUAUCAGUAGGAAAUCUCGAUGAGCGAAUAUUUCUCGGGGAAGAUGCAGAUGAAGAAAUUGGAACUCUCACACGGUGCUUAAAUACACCCUCAGGAAUGGAAACAGCUGAGCGAGUACAAGUGAAGCAUAAUUUACAGCAACACUUUGACAGAUCUAAAUCACUUCGGAUGACGACUCCCCUCACUGGCCGCAGGUACAUGAAGGAGAGCAACCCCUAUGUGACACCUGUUUCCAUAGCGACCUACAGCUUGAGCCGCCUUCACACCAUGCUGGCAGGGCUGAAGAAUGCCCCCAGUGAAAAUCUGGAGCAAAUCUUCAGGGCAUGUUCCAGAGAUCCUUCACAGUCUAUUGCAAGCAGAGUAAAAGAAAUGUAUGAAGUAUAUUGCCAGAGCAUGCAGUCUGAAGAAGAACUGAGUAACUUAUCCAAAGAUGUGGCCAGCAAGCAUUUUCGUCGUGCUGAGGUUCUCUACUACAAGGUUUUGGAGUCGGUCAUUGAGCAAGAGAGGAGGAGACUGGGAGACGCAGAUUUAUCUGCAGUACUGGAGCAAGAUGUGUUUCAUCGCUCUCUGCUGGCGUGCUGCCUUGAGAUUGUCACCUUCACAUACAAGCUACCUGGAAGCUUUCCCUUCAUCACUGAAAUAUUUGACAUUCCAGUUUAUCACUUUUAUAAGGUAAUUGAGGUUUUCAUUAGAGCAGAAGAUGGCCUUUGUCGGGAAGUUGUAAAACACCUUAAUCAUAUUGAAGAACAGAUCUUGGAAAGCAUGGCCUGGAAACAGGAGUCCAUAUUAUGGGACAGAAUCAGAGAGAAUGACAACAAAGUUCCUAGCUGUGAAGAGGUCAUGCCACCUCAGUAUUUUGAGAGAUCUGCUGCCAACAGUGUUGUGGGUUCUCCAUUGACACCAAGACGACUAAAUGAGGUCCGAGCUGAAACCGGAAGCCUCGGAAAAGGCAUUUCAUCUUCUCCUACUACCCUGUAUGACAGAUACAGCUCUCCAACAGCCCAUCCUACAAGAAGAAGGUUGUUUGUUGAUAAUGAUAAUACCUCUGACAAUGGAACUCCAGUCAGAGUUUCCCAGCAGCCCGUGGUAAAUACGGUGCCUGUGCAGAAUGUGAAUCCUGAAGCAGUGUCAGUAACUCCAGUGCCCGGCCAGACAUUGGUUACAGUAGCAACCGCCACUGUAACAGCCAAUAAUGGGCAAACUGUGACCAUACCUGUACAAGGUAUCGCCAAUGAAAAUGGAGGAAUAACUUUCUUCCCAGUGCAGGUGAAUGUAGGGGCCCAGCCUCAAGCUGUCUCUGGCUCCAUUCAGCCCCUCAGUGCCCAGGCUCUCACGGGCACUUUGAGCACUCAGGUGUCAGGGGCAACACUGCAGCUCCCAGGACAGGUCACUGUUCAGCACAUCACCUCUGGAGAGCCGAGACCAGCCCAGCAGCUCACUGCUGCCACAGCCGCUCGGUCCCGGAAGAUGGGCUCACUUUCCCUCUUCUUUAGAAAGGUGUAUCAUUUAGCUAGUGUUCGUCUGCGGGAUCUCUCUGUCAAACUGGAUAUAUCUGAUGAGCUGCGGAAAAAAGUCUGGACAUGUUUUGAGUAUUCCUUAAUGCACUGCCCUGAAAUCAUGAUGGACAGGCAUCUGGAUCAGCUGCUGAUGUGUGCUAUCUAUGUUAUGGCUAAGGUUACAAAGGAAGACAGGUCGUUUCAGAACAUUAUGCGCUGCUACCGGACACAGCCACAAGCCAAGAGUCACGUGUACCGGAGUGUCCUGAUAAAAGGCAGGAGACGCCGCCGCCAGUCUGGCAGCAGUGAUAGCAGCAGCCAGCAGAACUCACCUACAGAAAGAAAUAAGGAGAGAAGUAAAGAAAGAACUAGCAGAGACUCCAGCCCUGUGAUGCGCUCCAGCAGCACCCUGCCUGUGCCACACCCCAGCAGUGCUCCUCCUACUCCCACCCGCCUGACCGGGGCAAACAGCGAUACGGAGGAGGAAGAGCGAGGAGACCUCAUACAGUUCUACAACAGCAUCUACAUCGAGCAGAUCAAAGAAUUUGCCCUGAAAUAUACUUCAAAUGGGACGGACUCCCCUCCACUCUCACCCUAUCCCUUUGUGAGAAUUAGCUCUCCUCGUAGAGUACAGCUGUCUCAGAACCACCCGGUGUACAUCUCACCACACAAAAAUGUGUCUGCUCUCUCUCAUCGAGAGAAAAUAUUCUAUUAUUUCAGCAGCAGCCCAUCUAAGAGGCUAAAGGAAAUUAACAGCAUGAUUAGAACAGGAGAAACCCCAACAAAGAAGAGAGGCAUUCUCUUAGAAGAUGAUAGUGAAGCACCAGCUAAGAGAAUCUGUCAGGAAAACCACACUGCUCUGUUACGCCGCCUGCAAGACGUAGCCAACGACCGAGGGUCCCACUGAGUGCAGGGGCUCAGCACAGGUAGGCCCUCUCUGCUGCUGCGCCAGCCUGGCAGCUCAGAGCAUCCCAUGGACUCACCGAGGCUGCGCAGGCGUCAGGCUUCUCCUGCCAGCCCACGGUGAGCAAUCCCUGCUGGGCUGUGCCAAGCCUCUGCCUGCAAGAGCUUCCCCAGUGCCAGGGAUGGGGAGGAUGCGUUCUGAACUCUGCAGCUCCACUCUGCCUGUUUUAAAGCUGAUCAGAAGGCAAGUGACCUACCUGCAGGCGUUGGCUUCAGAAGGCAGUUCAAAGCUUUUAUUGCUUGGAGAAUGCAUCCCUAAUACAGCUUUCUACCUUGCAACAGGUAUUUAAAUCUAUUUGCUCAACCAGUCUACUUACAGUGUUUUCAUCAAUGCUUGACCAUUUUCAGCUUUGUAAUAGGAAGUUGCAUAUAUAUCAAACAUGGGAGCACUGUACCAAGGCACUCAUAGUCAAAUGUGUCCUUCUGGAGAAAAAAAAGAAAAAAAAAGGAAAACAUAAACAUUAAUGACUGCCAUAAAAAUAAUCAUUUAUAAGUAAUAGUCUAGCAACGUCCAGUUUUUUCUGCUUGGAAAGGGAAGAUAGGAAUAAGCUUUUUGAGAGCUGAAGGAAACUAUCUGAAUGGAUUCUGUAUGUAUUCAGGAUGCUUUGUGUGCCUGCAAAUCCACCACACUGUUUUGCUUUAACAUUUGGGCACCUUGUUGUAUAGAAGUAGCUAACUCCAUUUAUACAUUGUCUUUAGCUGUGCAAUGUUUUCAAGUGAACUCGUGUUCAAAAGGUGGCACUUUUGUGAAGCAUCAGUUUUAAGGCAGAUUAGUUUUGCUGUAUAUUUGCAAUGGCACUUUCUAAAUGUGAAUAUCUUUUUCAAGGCUGACUUCAGCCAUUUUUCUUAAUGGACGCAAUCCAAUUUUGUAUUUAUUUUCAAAUUGCCAUCCCACAGCUCUCCUUCUUCAGCAAAUGGCAUUAAGAAUUCAUUUUAACUGCAUGCAGUAACAAAUGCAGGAGGUCAGGGAUGUGGGCUUUGGUCAAGAAAUUUUAUAUGCUUGUGUUGUUUCUUCAGAUUGCUCUGCUUGAGAGUCAGGAAUCAGCCCUCACUUCCUCAAUAGAAGGAAGGUGGCCUCAAUCUCUUAAAGAUGCACACUGUGCUUCUGCAGUGGUUUUAAAGGACAGAGGGAGAGGUUUUUUGUUUUUUGUUUUUUAAUGGACAGAAUCAGGCUGCUUGGGAGAAAUCUCUCUCCUGCUAAUGGUAUAAGAAAGCAAUGCAUAUAUUAAUUAGACCUACUAAUUGUUUCCAUUUAAAUUAAUUCUAAAAUACCAACCUUGGUGGUAUGCUCAGAUCUUUCCUACUAAUUAGUGCCCUAUGCCAACUUACUCAUCUUUAAUGACAACUGGGGACAACGUUGUUGUUCUUGUAAAAUUUAGCACACGCAGAUGCUAGAAGAUUUUAUAAGGAAGCAGAACUGAAAAGCUCAGUGUUCUCAUUCAUCGCUGCUCCUUUGAAUAAUGGGAAGAUGUACGGCUUAAUUCCACAGUAAAAUCAGUUAAGGUAAAAUAAAAGCAUCUUUUGUUCUUACCUGUGUAAGAAGGCCUGAAGUCAAGCAGUGGUGUAGAUGUUUCUGUAAAAAUAUUUAUGAACUUGUCAGACAAUUCUUGUUAUUCUGUACCAUUUACAUUAAUUUGUAUGAAAAUAUUGCAAGUGUAUUUUUCAAUAAAGAACUCAUAAUAAGACUUGUGUGAAAAAAGCUUCAUACGGGCAAAGCUACACUCAGUGUGCAUCUGUCAAAGGCUCGGGCUGCCCUGAUGGCACAAAUACCAAAAUAGCACAUGGCUGGGUGCUACCAGGCACACGAUGUACUUAAUCACAAGAACCUCAGUCAGAUAUUAGCAUUAAGGGUGUCAGGUAACAGGGCAAUGUUUCAUUAACUACUCACUCCAAAAAAAAAAAAAAUUAUUCUUACCUCAGUUUAAGUCAUAGUUUUAAAGUGUUCCCUGCUAGUAUUCCAUUUCUCUUUCUGAAAUAUUCUUUACAGAAAUCAGAAUUAUAAGCAUUACAUUUCUAAGUGUUUUUAAAAUGCUACUUUAGACAAAUAUUGACGGAGACUCAAACAUUUGCAGUCCAUUUUUCAUGAAAUGACUUCCAGCCGUAAUAGGAAAGGUAACAGCUAAGUGCUGGAGAAAAGGAUUUGGUACCAAAGUGCAUUUUGGUGCUGUCUGCCUACCUUGCUCCUGGAACAGCUCCUUUUUGUACAUGAACUGCUUACAGGUGAUCUGUUAUUCUUCUCCUCUUCCCUUUUUCAAUCUAAAAAAAAUAUGCCAUUUACUAAUUUUGAACUAGAAAUAAAUUCAGCAUUCUUUAAACAUAUAAAAUUAUUUUCUCAUAAGUAAACUGCUAUUAACAUGGGUUUCACUAAGAAAUCCAGACUGCCCUCAAAGAAACAAAACUUGCUCAAAUAACCAUUAUUUCAGCUCCUUUCUUGUUAUUGCUUUUCCUUUAAUUGUGGUCUUUUCUAAACCCCAGCAACGAUCAGACAUAACUGUAACCACAUCUCUGAAUUGAUGUGAGAUGGUUACAACUAUUCUGAAUGGCCAUCAAUUUACUGCAUGUGUUCCCUGUCCAACCCCAUGGUAACUUGGGGUUUAUACGCCAUCGGGAAUUAAGCUUUCCAUGCUGAAAUGACAGAGCAUCCCACAAUUAGAAGGGAUUGAACUUCCACGCAAGCCCUUCAGUUAAGCCGCUUAGGAAAUCAGUACCUGAAUAAUGAUCAAGGUAACUAAAAAGGAACACUGCAGUUCUGUGCUCUGCUUCUGACUCCCUGCCUCGCUGUUCCAUUGUGCUCAGUCCAAAUUCUAGGCCUAUUUUCUGUUCCACAUGAGUCCCUGCUUCACUAAAUAUCACAAACACUGAAUGUGAAGCAUGCGACUUUCAGCCUUCCCAAGAAAAGAGAACUAAGAGCAGCAGGAGAAUGAACGUUCACAGUAUUUGAGUAGCUACACCACAGGCCAGUACAGUAGCUCACAGAAAACCUUUCCUUGAAACAUAACCACGACUUAACACGUAAUACAGCUCACCUUCCAGAUCAGUUACUCCAAUCCUGUCUUCUAGUAGAAGUUCUGAAGAGUCUUCUGACAGCCCCAACACGCCUGGUGCUUACCUGCCCCGUCAGACACAGGCCAGCAGGGUUACUAAAGGAGAAAUCUAACCAUGGUGAGUGACACUAGGGUGUCUUUUCUUUCUGCAUUGAGUUACAAGGAAUUUAGCCAUUCCUUUCACAAGUCCAGUGCUGCUUUAACCUCCUCUUCAAGUACACAGUACGCCAUUCUAGAGACUUCCCUAGCAGAAAAGCUGCAGGACAGCAGUCGUGCUUCACUGCCUGAACUUAUUUGCUAGAAAGGGGCACAUGCAUACUUACAACGGAACACAUGCAAUGGACCACAAAGUGAAACAAACAUACUGAAGUGAAAUCUUCAGUAUUAUCAGGCAUUUUCUCCCUGUAAUGCAAAUAACAACAGCCAGAGACAUUUUCCCCACCCAGCAAGAAAAUCAGCUGCACUGCGAUUAAAGAGACAGGUUAUACAGCAACAAAACAUUUUCCAAGCGUUAAGCCAGUUGUCAGUCAGUUCAACCCCCAGUCCCAGAAAUAAUCUCAGAUUUAAACUGUAGCUGCUGUGAGCACUGCCCCACACAGAGGCUGGGAGAGAACACCCACGUCUCUGCACACUGAAGUGCUGGAAAGGCACUAGAUGGACACAAGCUACCUCUUACUCCCUUCGUAACAAUACAAAUUACAAAGCACAGCAGUAAUUAAGAGAUACUAAGAUACCUAAAAGCACUGGAGAGACGAAGACGAGAACAGUUGAGCUCCUGCUCAGUGAAGAUCCUGGGGAGCAGCGACCACAGCCACGUUGAGGUGACCCAGGAGCUGCACUAGCCCCUGGCACAGGGGACACCACAGCUGCCACCAGGACACACAGCCAGUGCUGCAGCUGGGGCAGGUGCUCAGCCUUCCAGACCACAGGAUUUUCAGUACAGCUGAAACAUCACUAUCAAUACAGUUCCCAAUAAAAGACCCACCAUGCAUUUGAAGCCUUUAAAGAUAUUUAAGGCAGCUGUUCUGAUUAACAUGACCAGAGUCUUCUUCACCAAAACAGGAAUUCCAGAAGUGCAAGAGACAUCCCAGCCAGCUCCAGGAAACCCGCUGCAUCUCCAGAACCUUCAAAAGGCUCAAAGCAACACGCAUUAAGGCUUCUGUGCCUUAAUUUGUACAUCCUUAAGUGCUGUAUGGAAGCCACACAUGUCACCCUUUAGCACUAUGUUAAAUUAAUCGCCUGGGGUAUGAUAGUAUAUUACCUGUGCAGUCAUUGUAUGUUUCCUUAAAAGCUAAGAAUCUGUUCUCCAAGAUAGAAAGGUUGUUCUAGGACAAGUAGAUUUAGCUUCUGUAAUACAAAAGCUACAAACAAACACAAAAAAUUGUACCAUGACUACAUACAAACUCACCAGGACUUGUUUCUGGCCAGCAGGGUUUGCAUUAAUACCAAACAUACAGGUAUGAGCAUGACUUAAAGAAAAACAGCCCAAUGGUAGCCAGCACCACAAACUCUGGAUUUACAGAGCAAUAAGACAUUAUGCUAGAUUAUGAUAUCAGGAGGACUCUGUAGAGUAGAAAACUUUGCCCUGAACUCACACCAGCCUUAGAAAGGUUCUCCUAGGUGUGGAACCAAACUGUGUUCAACCACUCUCUU
Molecule: messenger RNA, 8171 nt
Organism: Phasianus colchicus (ring-necked pheasant)
Lineage: Eukaryota; Metazoa; Chordata; Aves; Galliformes; Phasianidae
Gene: RBL2
Product: RB transcriptional corepressor like 2
Biological process (GO): cell differentiation; negative regulation of G1/S transition of mitotic cell cycle; regulation of transcription by RNA polymerase II
Cellular component (GO): chromatin; nucleus; transcription regulator complex
Molecular function (GO): RNA polymerase II transcription regulatory region sequence-specific DNA binding
Source: RefSeq, a predicted model, not a curated record